AUGCGUGCUCUGAUGCUACAAGCUCUGGAUUUUGGAAUGUUGAACGGUGACUACGCAUUCUUAACCGUCAACUUGUUACCUUCUGCUGCCAUUGGAAAUAACACGUUUAUGGGAAAUGACGGACGCGACGCUGAGGCGGCGUUAGCGUUUCGUGGAAUACUGAGCAUCCACGUGCGUGAGCCCACCACGACCCUGUGGCAGUCAUUUAAAGAAGAAGUCAGGGAAAAAAUGAACGCUUUUCCGUUUUACAUAAAACUAGAUGACAGUGAACAGGUAAUGCAGCACUCCUUCCUUUGAUAUCGCUUACUUUCAUUACAAAAAUGUAUGUGAAGUAAGAGAGAUGGGAUUGUCAUGUUGCGAGCAUGCGCAAUAGGCUAUUUCCGAGUAGCCUCAAGCCUCUGUUUCAGACCGAGGCUGAGUGCGAAGCUAUUGAUUUGAAAAUAACUUUUUUUAUUUUCAUACAAAUAAAACUCAUCUAUAAUUAGUGAGAGAAAGUGAGAGUUUUUGGAACCCGGAAAUAGCCCACUGCACCCUAAAGACACAGAGCGGUCGCAAUGUUUGUUAAUCAAGAAAUUUGGGGGCAGUUUUCAGAAAUUUAUCCUAAUCAUUUUAAUUCGUUAUCAGGUUGAGGUGUACGCUGGAGCGAUUUACGAUGCUAUCUAUUUGUAUGCCAACGCUCUGAAUGAAACUCUUGCGGCAGGGGGCAGUAAAAAGGACGGCCGAGCAAUUGUACAGAGAAUGUUGAACAGAGAGUUUGAAGGUAAGGAAUGUUUUUUGCGCGUGUGAGAAGUUUGGUUACCUCGUCUCUUCUCCAUUCUCCGCACGGCUUCGCAGCUCCUGCGCCAAAGCUUCGCGCACGCUAACAAUCCCGACGGCUGCACAGGCUACAGUUAAUGAUAAUGCUUUGUUUAUGGUGAAAAUGUACUAGUCUCUCUAGGUUGUUUACUCCACUCAAAUCAACUGAAACCCUAAUACGUAAACCUAGCCCCCGAAAGCUUUCUUGGCUAGAACAGCUUGCGUUGCAGUUGGCCCACGUAUCGAGUAAACUCACUAUUGGUAUAGUGCGUCUUUAUACGGUAUACAGAGAGUCUGCUGCGCGACGCAUGCUAGGCUAGAGUGCUCUUUCUGACACUUGGGAGUCGAGAAAGGAGAAACAAGGGCGUUUUUCUGUAUCCGAGUCAAGAAGUUAGCUAUGACUGGAUCGGUCGUUUGUGUUCCUGUCCUGGGUCCCUGAUUACUGAGCUUACGCAAGAAGACGAAAGAAAGAAGGGGGUGAAGAGGAGGGUGUGAGACAAACGUGACAGGGUUAACUUGCGAGUUUUUGUCGUGAUCUUCACUUAGCCUUACUGUGUUCUGGUUUUCUACAAAAAGAUCUGUCUAAAGCAAGGUGAAGUUAUUGUCACGCUUGUCACGAACGUUUUCCCGUCUUCUUUUCAUCCGCCGUCCUUUUGCACAAGUUCACUUAUCAGGUGACUUAUAUCAGCAUCCUAAGGAUCGAGGACUUGAGUAUUGAGAAUUGAAAGCUCUGAACGUAAAAUCUGUUUGCUUUCACCUCAGGAGCCUCCGGUCUGGUUCGUAUGGACAGUUCUGGUGACAGAGAACCAGACUAUUCUCUUAAAUAUUACGUAAAUGGAAGUUUUCAAGGUAUUGCUGAUUACAAUUAUUCAACAGGAGGAUUCAAUCUUAGAGGUGAGCUUUAUUCUGUGGACAUUUUUCUCCUCAGUCCUCAGAGGCCUCUUUUUCUCGUCGGGAGNGGGCGUUUUUCUGUAUCCGAGUCAAGAAGUUAGCUAUGACUGGAUCGGUCGUUUGUGUUCCUGUCCUGGGUCCCUGAUUACUGAGCUUACGCAAGAAGACGAAAGAAAGAAGGGGGUGAAGAGGAGGGUGUGAGACAAACGUGACAGGGUUAACUUGCGAGUUUUUGUCGUGAUCUUCACUUAGCCUUACUGUGUUCUGGUUUUCUACAAAAAGAUCUGUCUAAAGCAAGGUGAAGUUAUUGUCACGCUUGUCACGAACGUUUUCCCGUCUUCUUUUCAUCCGCCGUCCUUUUGCACAAGUUCACUUAUCAGGUGACUUAUAUCAGCAUCCUAAGGAUCGAGGACUUGAGUAUUGAGAAUUGAAAGCUCUGAACGUAAAAUCUGUUUGCUUUCACCUCAGGAGCCUCCGGUCUGGUUCGUAUGGACAGUUCUGGUGACAGAGAACCAGACUAUUCUCUUAAAUAUUACGUAAAUGGAAGUUUUCAAGGUAUUGCUGAUUACAAUUAUUCAACAGGAGGAUUCAAUCUUAGAGGUGAGCUUUAUUCUGUGGACAUUUUUCUCCUCAGUCCUCAGAGGCCUCUUUUUCUCGUCGGGAGGCUGGAGAGAGGAAUAAAGAAAGCGAGCGGGGGACGAUGGGAAGGGGAUUUUUAUCGAAAUCCCCCGUGGGGCCCUCUGCGGAGGAGAGAGUGUGAGUAUUGAUUACUGAGGAAUUGUUCUAACGGUAAAACACGUCUUGCAUUUCAUCGGGUUUGAGAUGCUCUAAACAACUAAACAUAUUUUUUGGCAAUUUAAACUGCAAACGCCUCGAAUUCACACUGACGCUAAUUAGACAAUCGUACAUUUCGUAGCCUGCGUGGCGGACGCAAAAAGGGGCGAUAAAGGGAAAGAAAAAAGGCGAAGGGGAAAAUAAAGACGGAGGGUCCCUUCUGUUGUACCUUAUUGCUUGUCUUAGCUCAGCUCAGUCGUUUUAAUUAAUAACAUGAAUCAUUAUUGAACUUGCUGUGAUGACAAAUUUAAAUAUCUCCAGAUGUAAGGGUGAUUUGGGCCGGAGGUCGUACCACCCCUCCCUUGGAUAAACCAAAAUGCGGCUGGGAGAAUGAACUCUGUGUCGAGCAAGAAAAGAAAGGUGAGACUGACGAUAUAGCGAUAAACCGAGAAGGGAACUGGGUCGAGUAAGCUUUCGCAAAGACGUCUGGGGCAAAAGAACGACCAAUAGAGAGGGGAAGUGUGACGUCACGUUACCCUGGUACCAAAAUUUCUGGAAUCGCAACAAUAGGAAGCUUUGGCAACGACAACGGCGACGGCACCGAAAACGGCAAAAACAACUUCGCACGUGCAUCACUCUUUUUUUCACAUUUCUUUGCCAUCGUUGCACGACCGCGACAUGAAACUUUAUCAUUUCACGCGCCCGCUUUAUGGAGUGGGUGAACGAACCACAAAAAUUUUCUCUUUCUUUUCAGUAAACUUAGAUAAAGUCCUUUCGGGUUCAACCCCAGAAAAUUUCGCCAACAUUUGUCAAAUUAAAGUUUGAAACAGUUUGGGUUUGUUGUCAUCCAGAAAUUUUGCUACCAUGACAACGUGACGGAACGACUUCUCCUCUCUAUAGCUGAUCGGCGUGUCCCCAAUAACGAUCCCAGAAACAAUUGCGGGACACAUUUCGGCUCCAGUCCACUUCUCGUAUCAGUCGUUUCUAUAGUAACGAACUUGUUUUUUUUCAUUGCUUUUAAUAAACUUACAAUACGAUUUCAGAUUCCUGUGAUCGCCUGCCAGUGGUUGACAUAACUAUAGUCAUUUUGAUGAUGUUUACUGAUCAGUUGUUCCAUUUUUUCUAGCGGCCAGAUUUGUAAACGUUGUUAUAGGAGCUUCCACGGCUGGUGUUGUUGUGCUAGCGUUCAUGUUCUUUAUCAUCAUCAGGUAAUUCCUCUACCCUACUUACUGAACAGAGUAUUUACUCCUAUAGAAACCGAAGCGUUUUGUGUCUGCUUUUUUGAGCUUACUUAUUUACCAGCUGAACUGGGCAAAGACCUGCCCAAUGUGGAUGGGCACUAUCUUGACAAGGAGCCCUCCCACAACCCACAAUCAAUGGAAGAUAAAAAGUGUGUGUGUGGGUGGGUGGGCGUGGAUGGGGGGGGGGGGGGGGGGGGGGGGAACUUUUGCAACGAGUUGUUUUUUCACAUUCAAGUGGAAAGAAAAUCACCCCUUUGUACUGUUAUUUCGUGUUGUGGGGUGCGGGGACAAACAAGGCUAUGGGGGAGGGGGAGAGAAUCUGAAGAAAGCGCGGCCGCCAAGAGCAACAAAGGAGAAAGAAAAGGAGGGGUGGGGGGGGGGGGGGGGGGGGGGGGGGGGGGGGGGGGGGGGGGCGGGGGUGGGAAUCUUUGCAAGAGAUUGUUACUUCAAAUUCAAGUGGAAAAUCAAUCUCCCCGGGGAUCUCCCCUACUAUGCUUAUGUUAGUAUUAUUAGGGUGUGUUCGGGUCUUUUCAUCCAUGUGAACUUCAAGUUUCCCUUGUGUAAAUAUCAAAGAAAUGGCUUUGUUCUCACGAGGCGAAAAACAGGUACACAAUGCCUUUUACCAGUUUUCAAAGAAAAAUGUAAACUUGAAAUUUUGUUUCACUUCUUUUACAUUUCCCAGAAAGCUCCGAUAUGAGACAGACUUAGCCGAGAACAUGACGUGGAAGAUCAAAUAUGAAGAUCUGAGUAUCAAAGGACAAGAACAGCAGGAAGCAAAGCCCGUGGGAAUGCUGGCAAUUUUUAACAGAGCCACUGGAUCAGGACCUACCGGCCAUUCCAUGGUAGGGGGAACCACAUAAACAGCAUAACGUUGACAGACUGUAGGACUUUUAAAAAAUGUGUGCAAUAUAAAUGCCUGCGAAUUCACAGCAGAUUUUUUAGCAACAGUUGAAUUCAGAUUAGGGAUUAUCACAGGGAGGAGGAUCUCCGUUACCUAAGCUAUAAACGGAUGUGCAAUGCCAAAGGGUGUGGUUUUCGACUUCUUUUGGUUCCAAAUUGGGUGUGUAUUUUGCCUGAAAUAGGGUUCGGUUUUGUGCCCUUUUGAGCCACGUUCUGGAAUAGCGUAAUUUUUUAUUAUUUAUCUCUUAGUGAGAACAGCAACCCUGCAGGUCUGAAAUAGCGUCAAGGAAAAUUACAUAUUUAGGUGUGAAAUAGGGUGAAGUUUUCAGAAGGCAUGCCGCACAUUCCACAGGAAUUUCCAAGGAGUUCCACCCAGGGGAGGGUUACUGUGUGGUAUGUCUGAAAGUUUUGUGGGAUCUGCUUAUCGCGAUUUUCACGAUAUUCCCAACCAUUCGCGAAAAUUAGAAAUAUCAUAUCCCGCGGAAAUUUACUGUUGUCGAAAAAAGGUGGAAGAUAGAUAAAAAUCUCCAAGAAGAUUCAGCCAACUUAGAUUUUGCAAACAGUCACUUUAAUGGAAAAUGUUAUGAGGAUCUUAUAAUUACAUUUUUAUAGACGGUUAGUCCAUCGAACACACAGCAAGGUCAGAUAGUACGUCAGAGUGAAGCCAACAGUUCGACACAAUCCCAACCUGAUGACAGCACACGGCAAGUUUACACUGUUAUUGGAGAUUAUCAGGUUAGUGGUGAGCAGUUCACACAUAAGACACGAAUCAUUGAAAAGACUGGAGAGAUACUUGGAUAGAUGAAUCUGGAAAGGAUCUCGAGAAAGAGAUGAAGAAGAAAAGAGCUCGCUGCAUGUAAGAUAGUAUUUCAGUCUAAACUCAUCCCGACUGCCUGCAUCAUUUGCAGUUGUUGUUAUUUGCCUUUGUCUUCAUGAGUCCCCGUUGAUUUGAGGGUCUUGAUUCCUUGCGCGCCAUAAAACAACCGUGUAACCUCGCAACCUCGUACCUGGAUCUCUCCUCUUCAGAUCCUUUGGAGUGCGCAACGGGCUGGGUACGAGGUUGGUGCCCUCUGUCUUGAAAGCUUGUAAGACAAGCCUACUUACAGCCUUUGCAAUGGCCUGUAUGCCUUCUGUUUUGUUCCUCGGUGUUUCACCUUCUUAUCCUUUAAUUUCAGGGGCAACCAGUGGCUGUUGAACGUCUCAGAAAACGCAGUGUCCAACUGACGAGAGAUGUUCUCAUUGAGUUAAAACAGGUAACUAUUUCCUUUCGUCAUUGACACCAGCUUCGUUUCCAGGGUAUCUUCAGGGAAUAGUUGUGCGAAAGAACCCUGGGGACGAGAUUGUCUACGCUGCCCAAGCCACGUUCUAAAUAAGGCGCCUGAAAUCAUCCAGAUGCGCAGAGUGUCGAAGAAAGCUAACCUAUCCCACAAAACCACGUGCUCUCCAGUGGUGGAACAAAGAGAAGAGACAGUUUCGAAGCCAUGUUUGUCUUGACUCAAAGAGUAAAAUUAUAUCGCAAGUCAGAAGGUCACCAGUUGGUUUCUUCCCACCGUCUCCCCUCCCCUCUCUCCCUCCGUCCUUCCAGUUCCUAUUUCCUUUUUUCCUAUUUUUUAAUUUGUUGAUCAUUUUACUUCCUCUCCGUUCAUUUUGUGAAGGUGCGAGACUUGAGCCACGAGAACCUAAAUCCGUUCAUCGGUGCCUGUAUCGAAUCACCG
Molecule: messenger RNA, 6316 nt
Organism: Porites evermanni
Lineage: Eukaryota; Metazoa; Cnidaria; Anthozoa; Scleractinia; Poritidae
Source: the annotation of a GenBank genome assembly